AUGGAAGAGCGGGUGAAGAGGUGGCCCGAGUGCCAGUUCUUCUUCUGCUCAAACCCUGGCAAGCCCGCGAGGAUUGACGGCGUCGUAGGCGCCCGAGCACCACCACCGGAGUCAACUUCGGCUUCACCCAUUGUAUCGGGCUUCUCCCCGGUCGACGUCAUACCACCUGAGGUGUGGGCUCUUGUGUUCGAGUUCCUGACGCUGCGCGACCUGCAGCGUAGUGCGGCGCUGGUGUGCCGCGCGUGGCGUGCGGUGGCCACCGACCAGUGCACCGUCGCCCGCCUCUUUUGGCGCCACUACCACUGCGACCGCCAACGUCGCGACCGCCAACGCCCGACUUCGCGCUACACUGACGCGCAACUGCGCAACCGAGCCAGCGGCGCAAGUGCGCUGCCUUCGCCGCCGGAGAUCAUCCAUCUCCACUUUGGCCAAGCGGGCAGGUUUGUGCCGAGGGCCGUGCUGGUGGAUCGCCAAUCUAUGGGAUCCGUGUUAGACACCGCCAACGCCAAGCGGAUGCGCUCCAUGAUUUGCCCCGACAACGAUUUGAUGAUGGAGGGCGAGGCGGUGGACGAGCAGAAAAGUCGCCUAGUCGAGGUGGUGCGCAAGGAGAUGGAGCGAGCCGACUUCGUCGACGGCUUCCUGAUGUUCCUCCAGCUCGGAGAGAUGGGCCAAUUGGAGCGUCAGCUGCUGCUGGCUUGCGUGGAGGAGUGGCCGGACAUCGUGUCCGUGGCCGCGGCCGUGAUGCCGCCCAUCGACUCCGUCAGCGACCUCGUCUGCUGGGAUGUCGCGCGUACGCUCCACCAUAUGAAUGAUUGCACCUCCAUGGCGGUCCUGCUCGACGGCACGCCCCGACCCUACGACCCUACGACGACCAUCGCGGGGACGUACGACGUGCUGGCCGACGCGUUCUCCGGCGCAACGCACCCACUCCGCUUCGGCCGAACGGCUGCAAUGCGAAUGACCACCGAGCUUGUGCCCUACCCCUUCUUCCAUCUGCUGUCCCUGUCCCACGUGCCCAUCGUCGCGACCUGCUCCGAUGAGCCCACUCCGCCAUCGCCAUCGCCGACCUGCCUGUCCGGCGACGCCCCGCUCGGCCACAACGACAGCGUGUGCCACGCGGCAUUCGCCACAUUCCACACCAACCCCGCCGCAGGUCGCCAGAAGUACGGCGAGGUCGAGGCGGCAGUGCGCGCGGGGGCGAGACAAGACAAGAGGAGCUCCGGUGUUGAGCUCGCGUCGGUGCUGGUCUCCCGCCCCCUGGCGCGCUUGCACGGCCAGCAGCGAGUGGUGGACUUGGAUGACACUGAGACUCUGUCCUACCUUGACGAUAUGGUCGCGCAAUGGCGCGACUAUCAAAGUCUGUGA
Acanthamoeba castellanii str. Neff is the source of this 1365-nucleotide messenger RNA. RefSeq lists its product as uncharacterized. NCBI's taxonomy places the organism in Eukaryota, Discosea, Longamoebia, Acanthamoebidae. The record is from RefSeq and is a predicted model, not a curated record. The coding region runs from base 1 to 1365 and encodes 454 amino acids. Gene Ontology annotation, molecular function: protein binding. The transcript is spliced from 11 exons.